GACACUUACAAAUGACAAAGAAGAUGGUAAGGAAAUGACUAUCUAUGGGGAUGUGGAUAAUAAAAGCACAGUCUAUAGACGAAGCGAAGACUCAGACACCAAGAGAAAACAAACAUCUGAACGCACAGAUGGUUAAAUUCUCAAUGUGUGGGCCCGGCUCUCUACAGUGUGAGUUCCUGUGAUUUCUUUGGUGGGUUGAGCAUCUCCUCGCGGAUCUGCAUGCUGCUGGUGGUGUCUGGACCCAUUUUUUGUGGACUGAGUGUUUUCUUUCAAAAAAGUUCUGUUCUCCCUGCCCCGUGGUAUUUUGAAGUAGGCGAAUGCUGACACAAUUGUUACUUAUCACAACAAACUACCAAAAUUUUGUGUUUUGAGAAUAAUAAUGCAUAAAACCUAUUUUUGUUAACCCUAACAAUAUCAACACUUUGUAAAAGGGCAAUAGGACCAAUUCACACUUUGCCAGGAGCCUGAAUGGCUGAUCAAUUAUAACACUGAUAACAUGUGCCCUCUGCCGCUAUCCGCAACAAACAAACAAAACAGAAGAGGUUGGAGAUAGCAGGAUUCAUAGCUCAAAUCUGAUUGGUUUCUUAAACAGGAAUAAUUAUUUCUUGAAAAAAAUCACACAGGAAGUCACACUGUCUUGUAUGUACUUUUCUAUGAGUAAAAUAUCAAAGGCGGACUUCUUCAAUCGCUGCAGGACAUCUUGACAUAACCAUAAAAGAGCAACUUGCAGUAAUAUUAACUUCUGACUGGAAAUAACAUUCUUCACAUUCUUAUAAUUGUAUUUGAUCUAAACAUUCCUGGGAUGCAGGCGAUUUAUGAAGAAGAUGAGAUGACUGUCUAUGCCAAUUCAAAUGCUAUAAGCAGUCCUAAUGUCUGUAAAGGAACAGAAGACACCACAAGAAACCAAAUAUCUCAACAUAACGGAAGUGAUACUGUGAAGAACAGAAGUCACAGAUCAGUUCUAGUGUGUUUGGUGGUGUUGUGUGUUCUUCUACUGACUGCAGUCAUAGUGUUGUGUGUCCUGAUCUAUACAAACAAUCACCAGUUUCACAUCAACAACAAAAACAUCACACAAGAGAGAGACCAACUACUUCCUGAAGAUGCCAACAUCACAGAAGAGAAAAAACAGCUACUAACUAACAAUAUGAAACUCACAGAAGAGAGAGAUCAGCUACUAACCAAAUAUAGCAAGAUUAAAAAAGAUAGAGACCUGAUAAAUGAGCAGAUACAUAAACUGUGGAAGAUUCUAAAUGUAACAGAUAAAUGGCUAUACAGACAACCUAGUUUUUACUUCAUUUCAUCUGAGACGAAGAGCUGGAGCGAGAGUAGAAGAUACUGUACACAGAGAGGAGCAGAUCUGAUCAUCAUUAACAACAAAGAGGAACAAGAGUUUGCUGUCAAGGCUACUAGCGAUUAUGGAGUCUGGAUUGGUUUGUCUGAUAGUGAUGUGGAGGGCACAUGGAAUUGGGUUGAUGGCAGCACUCUGACCUCUGGAUUCUGGAGGUCUGGAGAACCCAAUGGUGGUAAAUCAGAGAACUGUGCGGUGUUUUACUCAUCAGGGGGGUACGAUUACCCAUGUGAUCGUGCUUAUAAAUGGAUUUGUGAGAUAAAUAUUUUAAAAUAAGUUGUUGUGAGCUACUGUAUAUGUCCAUGCUUUCACAUCCGGACCGGAGAAAAUUGUGAGUGAAGUCAAAGUCAAACAUACUGUGUGGUACGGUA
Molecule: messenger RNA, 1719 nt
Organism: Triplophysa dalaica
Lineage: Eukaryota; Metazoa; Chordata; Actinopteri; Cypriniformes; Nemacheilidae
Product: CD209 antigen-like protein C
Exons: 6
Coding region: 803-1624 (273 amino acids)
Source: RefSeq, a predicted model, not a curated record